CGAAUGUUCCCUGGCGAAUGUUUGCGGAAGUGGAAGCUUGAACAAAUAAACAGUUCAAUUAAUCAUCUCUGUUGUAUGCGAGAUACACUCAACGUUUUCAAUGAUCUCGUUGUUUGCGUCGUUGGUUUACAAUGAAUGUGUCAAAAAUCAGCAACACACAUUGACGAGUAUUUAGUUAUUUAUUCUGCCCUCCCAAAACAACUGGAAACACGUGAGCUGACCUACUACGUCGUCGUCAGCUGAGACAGGCGACAUGGCGACUUCAGCGGGCUUCAAGGUUCUAUAUGAGCAUGAUGGAGUUUUUAUACACACCAACCCAGGAAGGAGUGAGGAGCAGGAUUCUCUGACUUCAGGAUCCCUGCGUGUCCUGGACCAGGAUGGGGACAUAGUGCUGGAAUAUAAACCCGUGGAGGAUGUUGACCACUCUGCCAUGCUGUGUGCUGCCAAGGAGUCUAGCUCUGUGUUUGAAUGGGGCCAGAGGCACCAGGGUUCGAGCCAAGACCCAGGAGACAAGCCUACCAGGCAGGUGGAGCACCAGCUGAGCUGUGAGACAGAAUGGGACAUGGUUCACACUGUUCAGUUCAGGAAGAAACCCAGCAACCAUGAAGGUGCUCCUCCUCAACCCGCUCCCAUCCCAGAGAAGAGUAAGGGUUCCCGGCUGUUGUUCCGUCUCAGUGACCUGGCCUCGGUCAGGGUGAAGGAGGAGGGCUGGUCCUACCUGGUGUUCACCCUCAGAGACCACAACAUGGGGGUUGAGCUGCCUGCCCUACACUUUCACCAGGGUGGUAGUGACGUCUUCCUGGACUGUCUCAGGAAGUACAUGCUGCUGACAGAGUCUACCACAGAUGCCUCCCUCCUCCAGGUCAGCCCCCAGGGUUAUAGCAGAGCUCUAUCCCAGUCCUUUGAGAAUCUCCUCCACCGGCCUCUGUACGGCCUCCUCCCAAAGUUUUCUCAGGACCCAGUCACCACUACGCUGGGUGGUUUCUCCAAGGUGACCAACUACGAUGCGUUCCGGGGUCCAGACACGGUGCUACUGAAGCAGAGGCCUGUCGGGGAGGUGGCUGACCUGCUGAAUGAGGCCAUACCUGGUCUGGACAUCAACCAGCUGGAGGAACCGGGCUUUGAGGUUAUCACCAGGAUUGAUCUUGGCGUGCUGCCAGCGGUCCGGCGUAGGGAGCCUGUUGGGGCGGAGGAGUGGAACACCAACAUGGACCCUGAGGGACGCAUGAGGAACAUCUCACACCUUAAACAGAUCAUAUUCAAAGGGGGUCUGUGUCACGUGUUGAGGAAGGAGGGAUGGAAGUUUCUGCUGGGCUACUUCCCCUGGGAGAGCACCCUGGAGGAGAGGAGGAGUCUGACCAGGAGGAAAACGGAUGAGUACUUCUGUAUGAAGCUCCAGUGGAAGUCAGUGAGUGAGGAGCAGGAGAAACACAACAGCAUGUUUCGAGACCACAGGAGUCUAAUAGAGAAAGACGUGAACAGGACCGAUCGGACCAACACUUUCUAUGAAGGACAAGACAACCCAGGACUGAUCCUGCUGCACGAUGUCCUCAUGACCUACUGCAUGUAUGACUUUGACCUGGGCUAUGUCCAGGGUAUGAGUGACCUGCUGUCUCCGAUCCUCUAUGUGAUGGAGGACGAGGUGGACGCCUUCUGGUGCUUUGUCUCCUUCAUGGACCAGAUGCACCAGAACUUUGAGGAGCAGAUGCAGGGAAUGAAGACUCAACUGAUCCAGCUCAGCACUCUGCUACGACUACUGGACCUGUCCUUCUGGAACUACCUGGGGGCCCAGGACUCUGGUCAUCUGUACUUCUGCUUUCGCUGGCUCCUGAUUCGUUUCAAGAGAGAACUGAGUUUCCCUGAUGUCCUGCGUCUUUGGGAGGUAAUGUGGACCGGGCUGCCGUGCCAGAACUUCCACCUGCUGGUGUGCUGUGCCAUCCUGGACUCAGAGAAACACCAGAUUAUGGAGAAACAAUACGGCUUCAAUGAGAUCCUCAAGCUCAUAAAUGAACUGUCGAUGAAACUGGACAUCAGGGCCAUCCUCAACAAAGCUGAAGCUAUAUGCCUGCAGCUGAAGAGUUGUAAGGAUUUGCCCAACUCCGUGGUUGAGAUGCUUGGAUUCAACAGCACAGACACUGAGUCAUCAUCCCAGUCAGAGGACACUGAGAGAACGGACAGACCGGACUCUCCCGAACCUUCUACACCGUCAGACGACCAGCAGGACUUAGUCUCUGAGUACAACCCCAGCGGCAACAACGGACACUUACGGGACGCAGCGCGUGACGUUUACAAAUUAGCCUACAUAUCGUAGCCAGCCUGGCGAACAGUAGUCGCUCGUCCAGUGAGAGAUUUGGUUCUGGUGGCUGAGACGAGGCUCACAGCCUGGUGAAAAAGGUGGAUUGCCUCUCUCCCACCUCAAUUUUUGUAAUGAUUCUCUGUCUGUUAUUCAUCUAAUUUUUCUUGUCCGAGGGUGGUCUUUGAGUUUUUAGGAUAUUGUUCCUUAUUACCCCUGACUAUAAGGUAUUUAGUGUUCAGCAGAUUGUUCCUUAUUACCUUGUUAAUCGCUCCUGAAUCGUGUGAAUAGUCAAAUGUAAUGCUGAAGUAGUUGACAUUUAAAUAAGAGGUGGAAGGGCUGAGGAAUGGAUAAGGUUUUAUAUUAACAGGGCUUAUUAUAUCUCACUGUAGUAUUCAGCUAAUAGGAGCCCUGCUGUAGGUGUAAUUCAAUUAGAACUAUUUCAUGAAGAUGUGGUUGUAUUAUCUCAAGGCAAGGCCCCUCUCCUCUACCAACUGAAAAUGAUUUUCUGCCCUGCAGCCUAUUGCCAUGGAUUUUCCACAGUGUACAAAACAUUAAGAACACCUGAUCUUUACAUAACAUAGACUGACCAGGUGAAUCCAUGACAUAGACUGACCAGGUGAAUCCAUGACAUAGACUGACCAGGUGAAUCCAUGACAUAGACUGACCAGGUGAAUCCAUGACAUAGACUGACCAGGUGAAUCCAUGACAUAGACUGACCAGGUGAAUCCAUGACAUAGACUGACCAGGUGAAUCCAUGACAUAGACUGACCAGGUGAAUCCAUGACAUAGACUGACCAGGUGAAUCCAUGACAUAGACUGACCAGGUGAAUCCAUGACAUAGACUGACCAGGUGAAUCCAUGACAGACUGACCAGGUGAAUCCAUGACAUAGACUGACCAGGUGAAUCCAUGACAUAGACUGACCAGGUGAAUCCAUGACAUAGACUGACCAGGUGAAUCCAUGACAGACUGACCAGGUGAAUCCAUGACAUAGACUGACCAGGUGAAUCCAUGACAUAGACUGACCAGGUGAAUCCAUGACAUAGACUGACCAGGUGAAUCCAUGACAGACUGACCAGGUGAAUCCAUGACAUAGACUGACCAGGUGAAUCCAUGACAUAGACUGACCAGGUGAAUCCAUGACAUAGACUGACCAGGUGAAUCCAUGACAUUAGACUGACCAGGUGAAUCCAUGACAUAGACUGACCAGGUGAAUCCAUGACAUAGACUGACCAGGUGAAUCCAUGACAUAGACUGACCAGGUGAAUCCAUGACAUAGACUGACCAGGUGAAUCCAUGACAUAGACUGACCAGGUGAAUCCAUGACAUAGACUGACCAGGUGAAAGCUAUGAUCCCUUAUUGAUGUCACUUGUUAAAUCCUCUUCAAUCAGUGUAGAUGAAGGUGGAGGAGACCUGGUUAAAGAAGGAGUGUUAAUCCUUGAGACAUGGAUUGUGUACCAUUCAGAGGGUGAAGGGUCAAGACAAAAUAUCUAAGUGCCUUUGAAGGGGGUGUGGUAGUAGGCUCCAGCCACACCAGUUUAAGUGUGAAGAACUGCUACGCUGCUGAAUUGACACAACUGUGGGAAACACUGGAGUCAACAUGGGCCAGCAUCCCUGCGGAACGCUUUCGACACCUUGUAGAGUCCCACGUCCCGAUGAAUUGAGGCUGUUCUGAGGACAAAAGGGGAUUGCAACUCAAUAUUAAGAAAGUGUUCCUAAUGUUUUGUCCACUCAGUGGUUUUCUAUGCCGCUGACAUCUGACUGAAAGAGACAUGAUUUAUAUUGAAAAAAUGUCAUUUUGUUUCUGAAUCCAUAUUGUUAGUCGUACUAGAAUGUGUGGGUUGGCAUGGCGAUAAUGUAUGUACAAGUAAUUAGAUGUCUGUUCCUCUGGACUGGAGGUUCCCAGAAGUUGCUUCAACAAACACCCAACCUUACAGCAACGUUUUUUUUUUAAAUGAUGUAGAGUUCAUGCUUAUUUUUUUU
Oncorhynchus keta (chum salmon) is the source of this 4279-nucleotide messenger RNA. RefSeq names its product TBC1 domain family member 15-like. Bases 254 to 2311 code for a protein of 685 amino acids. Gene Ontology annotation, molecular function: GTPase activator activity. The transcript has 22 exons. NCBI's taxonomy places the organism in Eukaryota, Metazoa, Chordata, Actinopteri, Salmoniformes, Salmonidae. Gene Ontology annotation, biological process: activation of GTPase activity. The record is from RefSeq and is a predicted model, not a curated record.